AUGAGUACAGCGACGGCGUUCGCGCUUCGGCCCUUGGAGCGGAAUCCGCCCAAUACUCCGGGCAAUGCGCUCGAGGGUGCUUUUCGAGUCCACCUGUCUCAAAAAGAGCAGAAGAAUCUUGGCCUCACGAACGGCGAUCUAGUUCGCCUGAAGACGUCCGCUGGGUUCAAGGGCUACGCUGUGGCCUGGCUCGCUUCUCAAACUAACCCUGGAAACAAGCCCAUCGCAAAGGUCACGGACCUUCUACGAGAGCAACACGAACUAUCACUAAACGAACCUAUCUUUCUUGAGAAAGCUAGUGACUCCUGGAAGCCUCUCAAGUCAGUGGAGAUUGACGUUGCAGAGUCUUCAGAGCAAGUAGCCAAGUUUGCUUCUACCGAGGAGCUUUUGUACUGGGUUCGGCAUGCUUUAGUGGAUAUCGACAUGGUCCUUCCUGGAUAUAGCUUCUCGAUACAACAGAAGGGACCAAAAGCUCAGCUAAGGGGACUCAAACUCCGCGUAACCGUGAGAAGCAUCGAGCCCCAACCUGACGGGAAGCACGCACUGUACUUCGAUCCCGUCAAGACUAAAAUCACCACUACGACUGAGCUUCCUGCUCAGCAGUCCGGACAGACUCCAUCAACUAUCCUGCAAGUCGAGAGCUUUGGUAUUGGAGGGCUGUCGGAUCACAUUGCUACAAUCAAUAAGAAUCUGUUCUUCCUCACAAACGCCGCAUGCACACUUCCUGACCCACAUCUCCUUGGGCCCACUGCAUUUCUUCUGCAUGGACCAGAGGGUACUGGUAAAAGCCUAAUCCUUGAGCGAUUAGCCGACUGUCCGUGGCAGGAGGUGUAUCGAAUCAAUCCAGAUGUCAACUCCAAAGGUCAGGCCAAGGCAAUCUCUGACACAUUCGAGGAUGCUCUCGAGAACCAACCCAGUUUGAUUCUGAUGGACAACCUGGACAAGUUUCUCGAAAAAGCAGAGUCACUAGUGACCAGACUAAGGACGGAGAUAUCAAAGUUGGAAGGCACUCAGGUGGUGGUCGCUGCGUCAGCUCGCAGCGUAUACGAUGUUGACACAAGUCUGCGCACAACCUCAGCAUUCAAGGUCGAACUGGAGGUCUUUCCGCCCAAUGCGGAACAGAGAGAAGACAUCUUUCGUCAAAUACUUGGACCAGAUCGAACACUCAAUAGCGUCAAUUUCGUUACUUUGGCAGAGCGCUCACACGGGUUUGUUGGGCGCGACAUUCACAAACUAUGUGGCCUCGCAAGAAAUCGACGAGUGCAGACGGUGUACGAGUCUCUGGACGAUAAUAAGAAGACAACUUUCGGGAGUGUUGUUGAGCAUAUGGACUUCGUUACACAGGAAGACUUUGACCAUGUUAUUGACCAAGUUCAACCGACUGUGAUGAAAGAAAGCAUCCUUGAAGUCCCGAAGGUUAGAUGGACAGAUAUCGCUGGCUUAGACCAUGUCCGCGCCCUACUUGAGGCCAUUACAAUCCGUCCAUUCAAGUAUCCUGAUCUUGACGCCAAGUUUGGCGGUCCUCAAUCGCGCAAAGGCGUACUCCUUUAUGGUCCUCCAGGUUGCGCAAAAACGUUGAUCGCCCAAGCAGUGGCAACUGAAUCCAACCAAAACUUUCUCGCGGUCAAAGGCUCUGAACUCAUAAAGAUGUAUGUAGGAGAAUCCGAGCGAGCAAUCCGCGACGUAUUCCGUCGCGCGCGCGCAGCAAAACCGUGCAUCAUUUUCUUCGACGAGAUUGAUUCGAUUGGCAAAUCACGCGAGAAGUCGCAAGACAGCGGUCUCAACGUUGUCGCGACGCUACUCAACGAGAUGGACGGUAUUGAAGCACUCAAAGACGUCUUUAUCAUCGGCGCAACAAAUCGCCCUGACAUCCUCGACUCGGCACUCAUUCGCACAGGUCGCUUCGACGCACACAUCCACAUCGGCCUCCCUACCCAUGAAGCUCGCCAACAGAUCUUGCAAAUCCACACUAGGAAGCGACCACUUGCUGCGGACGUCGACCUCAGUGUUGUCGCCGCAAAGACUGAGGGGAGCAGUGGAGCCGAUAUCAGCGGUCUAUGUUCUGUUGCUGUGGAAUUUGCAAUCUCGGAUUACGAGAGAGCACCUGAGAGCGAGCCGUUGGUAAGAAUGUGCCAUUUUCAACAGGCUCUGGAUAAACAUGUCCCACAUACGGUCGCGGAGGAGGCGGAGCGGUAUAAGAAUUGGAGGCCGGGCAAGUCGCUCUCAGAAGAUUGA
Molecule: messenger RNA, 2235 nt
Organism: Dothidotthia symphoricarpi CBS 119687
Lineage: Eukaryota; Fungi; Ascomycota; Dothideomycetes; Pleosporales; Dothidotthiaceae
Product: AAA-domain-containing protein
Exons: 3
Coding region: 1-2235 (744 amino acids)
Cellular component (GO): cytoplasm
Molecular function (GO): ATP binding; ATP hydrolysis activity
Source: RefSeq, a predicted model, not a curated record